AUGAAGGGUCUGGGCAUUGGUUCCUUGGAAUCCAACCAGGCCAACAAGAGACACAAGCCGGAGUCCAAUGGCAAGGGCAAGGGCAAAACGGCACGGUCGACCUCACAGGAGACAGUGAAGGUGAACAAGGACACCCUCACAUCUCUGACGCGAUUGGUGCUCAAGGAAUGGCAUCAGGGGAACAAGGAAGUGCCUUUACGCCAUGUGCUGGCGACAACAAUGAUGAAGACACUCGAACACAGACUGGCCACUCUUUUUGCAGCAGAGCCAACGACCGAGCUCUACAAGGCGGUGCUGAAGGCAUUGGCCAGCAUCAUCCGCCUCAUGGAGGAUCCCGGAGUCACCUUGAGAUUCCAUGCGUUGAAGCCGCAGCAAGAAGGUUGCUAUGGCUGGGCAGCAGCGAAGCUCCCAGGUGCCCAUGUGGAACUACUGCACGAUUUGCUGAUUCAUGGAUCUUUGCAGCAUGCGGGCGUGACACCAAAAGAGGUGUCCUUUUUUUUCUGCAUUUGUUUGUCCUAUUUGGGCGACACGGCCAUGUGGUUGCACGAUUUCCAUGGCUGCACAAUCACCGGACCUGUGGUUGGCAUCGGGGCAUCGCCGCUGAAACUGCCUGGGUCCAACUCCUUUGGGGGUUUGAGUUGGAUUUGGUCCACCUAUGUGGAGAGUCUUCAUGACGCCGGGGCCCGCGUGGUACCGUUGCUUCCGCAGGCAGGACGUGAAGUCCUGCUUGAGACCUUGCAACAUGUGGACGCUGUCCUAUGGUGUCGGCUGGGGUUUGCCCCUUGGGAGACGAUGGAGCUUGAAGAGCCAGUGCUCUUCGUCAAGAUGUGCUGGCCAUGGGCCAAGCUUUCUUGGACAUCACUGAUCGCUGGAUACAGAGCUUUCCGCAAGCCCGCGCCGCCUCGACAACAUCAGCAGGACGAUUCUGGCGUCCAUGGAGCCUCCUACCCUGACGUCAUGAUGGAUGCCCUGCAGGCAAUUUAUCAGCACGUGUCGAAGACGUCGUUGCCCUUGUGGGCCACCUGCCAGGGCUUCCAGGCCUUGUGCGUCUUAGCCUCGCAAGAUCCAUCGGUGGUGGUUCCAACCUAUGGCACCUUGGGCACCGCGGUGUCGCUCCACUUCACCAACGAGGCCUACCAGUCGCGGCUGCUGAAGGAUGCCCCGGAGACGGUCUUUAUGGAGCUCGGGCGACGAAAUUCCACGCUGAACUUUCACUCCUUUGGCGUUCUGACUGAAAGCUUUCAGCACGUCCAAGGUUUUCAGGUGCUUGCAACGGAUGUCGAUUCCCAUGGCCAGGUCUUUGCGUCUCUCAUGGAACAUCAACAUCUUCCAAUCUUCGCGGCGCAGUUCCACCCAGAGUUGUACUACUUCCUGGACCCCCACAGCGGUGCCGCAGAGCCCGCCGUCCAUCGCGCCAUCGAAGCGAACAGCUACUUCAUGCAGUACUUCGUGAAGGAGGCCAUGAAAUCCAACGUGACGGGAAAGGGGGAAGCCUUGAGGCCAAUGGAUGACUAUCCCCUGAGCUAUCCACCCUUGGGAAUCUUUGGCAGCGCUGCUGAAGUCCUAUUUCUCGGCAAGACCUUGAAGGGCUAUGUCUUCAACCACACCACG
Cladocopium goreaui is the source of this 1611-nucleotide messenger RNA. Lineage: Eukaryota; Dinophyceae; Suessiales; Symbiodiniaceae. The record is from the annotation of a GenBank genome assembly.